AUGGUGGAGGAGCUUGGUAUGCUCAACAUUGUUCUCCCUCUGCGCAAGUGCAAGAAGCUGAAUAACCAACUGCGGAAUACCGGUCUUGACAAGAGGAUCCUAGGCCUCAUCCAGGAGUUUGAGGUUCGCUGGAACACGGACCUGGAUUUGUUGAAAUCGAUUGACAACAACUGGAUACAGAUCAAUGAAGCCCUUCCCGACGGUGAUCCAAACAAGCUAACCGCCUCGCUAACCGCCGAGGAACGAUUACCCUACUCUUCCUCUUGCGUGCCUCAACAUAACGCGACUGAAGGAAGAAGCAUAUCGAUAAACCUCUGCAACUUCCAGACUUCAGGUAACGUAAACCAAGCACAUAACAAUCAAAGUACCAGCACAGAAGUAGUGCUAACAGAUGGAACCUCUGACAAAGGUAAUGCCAAGAAACAUACAGGACAGCGUACCAGUGCCAGAAGGGCUGAACUAGAAGAAACAAUUGCGGAAGAGGAUUGUCAAUUUGUCACCUUGGAUAUCAGGAAUCCAGAAUGUGAAGAUCCUGGUUCCUCAGAAGGAUUUACCCUAGGUGCGGAAUCCAACUGGACAGAUAGGUCUGUUUUGGAGAAUGAUGGUGACAGUGUUCAUGAGGGAGAAGGUUACACUUUCACUUUCCCUGAUAGCACAGGUAAGAUGUGUUGAAACACAUUUAGAUAAAAAUCACUUUAGGUGCUAAAUUUCUAUUACAUUUAAGAGAAGAAGGUAUGGUGUCCCAUUCAGCUGUUGACAAAGCCGUUGAUGGUGAGAAUGAUUUAUUUUCAAAGUUCAGUGAAACUAUCAAGGUGAGAUGCAUUAUUUAUUUUCCUGAAGUUGAAAGUAAUAUUAAGCUGCUAGAAUAAAGCUUGUUAUUAAUUACUUUACAGCUAGAUUAUAACCUUGAGUUUAUUUUGUUAACCCUUUAACUCAUGUCAUACCCAAAUCACAUUCACUUUGAAGCCCCUUUUACGGCGCAUUUUCCCCCAUAGAUGAUUUUUCGGAGCACGAACGCGUUCCUCGCAGGCGCGCAAUGAAUAGGGUAUUCCAGGCUAUCCAAAACGGAAGUAGGAAAAGAACAAACUCACUGACUUUUCUGUUUCCGUGAUGACUCUGAUUGGUUGAAUUGAUCACGUGCCACGACGGCGUUUCAGGUAUGAAAAACUAUCAGGUCAGUUCCGAGCUCGCUUCCAUAUUUGAGAGGUUAGAAUCGGACCAAACUACCAUGGUAAUUUCUCAUACUGAGCAGGCGGAAACAGGUCAAUCGGUGAGUUUGUUCUUUUUCACUUCCGUUCUAGAUAGCCUGGAACACCCUAUUGAACUCCCCGUCGGAAUUUCUGGCCCCACCCAGUGCUGCCUAUUUCCUACCUAAAGUCACUAAAUCGCACACAGCGAGCAAAUUCUGUGCUUGUUCCUUGAGGCUGUCUGGCUGCCUGAGAACGCACCCUGAAAUUUGAAGCAUUUG
This is a messenger RNA of Frankliniella occidentalis (western flower thrips), 1468 nucleotides long. RefSeq lists its product as uncharacterized. The transcript is spliced from 6 exons. The record is from RefSeq and is a predicted model, not a curated record. Bases 1 to 672 code for a protein of 223 amino acids. NCBI's taxonomy places the organism in Eukaryota, Metazoa, Arthropoda, Insecta, Thysanoptera, Thripidae.